AUGCGAUUAUUGAACACGACGACAUACGGACUAGUUGAGUAUGCUCAAAUCAAGAAGAACGACAGGGAAUAUGUCAUUCUGUCACACACAUGGCUAGAGAAGCAUGAAGAGGAAGUCACAUAUAGAGAUAUGGAAUGCAAUCUUGAGGGACUCAGAAGAGGUACAUACAAACAGACCGGUUGGCGCAAAUUGACCGACUUUUGCAAAUUUGCUGCAAAUCGUGGACACAAAUGGGCUUGGAUGGACACAUGCUGCAUCAACAAGGCAGACGCCAUGGAGACCCAAGCUUCCAUUCACGGAAUGUACGAGUUUUAUGCCGAGGCCCUGGUUUGCUAUGCCUACCUUGCGGAUGUCAGCGUUGAGGGCGGUCGCGAUCAAUACAAGGCCAAACUAAAGGGCUCAAGAUGGUUCACCAGAGGAUGGACGCUUCAGGAAUUGAUAGCGCCCAAUAUUUUGGUCUAUUUAGACCAAGAAUGGCGGCAUAUAGGAACUCGGGAGACCUUUAGUGAUAUCCCAGGGCUGAAUCGCUCAUUUCAGCGCUUCCUGCAACUGCGCAUCACUUCGGUGGCCAGUCAAAAAUCAUCGCUCGCAUACAACUUGGCGACAAGAAUGUCGUGGGCAGCUCAAAGGCGAACAAUGAGACCGGAAGACGAGGCAUAUUCAAUUUGCGGAUUGCUGCGGAUAAAAUUACCUGUGAGAUAUGGGGAUGAAGAUACGACGAUGGCAUUUCUCCGCCUCCAACUGGCACUGAUCGAAAUGUACCAUGAUCUUUCCAUCCUUGCCUGGUUUAGUAACCCAGGUACGCUCCUGCCCAUGAUGGCUUUGUGGGCCACUUUAUAA
Penicillium samsonianum is the source of this 840-nucleotide messenger RNA. RefSeq lists its product as uncharacterized. Lineage: Eukaryota; Fungi; Ascomycota; Eurotiomycetes; Eurotiales; Aspergillaceae. The transcript has a single exon. The record is from RefSeq and is a predicted model, not a curated record. Bases 1 to 840 code for a protein of 279 amino acids.